GGCGUGUAAUCAAGUGUCAUAAUAAUGUUUUUUUUUUGUCCACAAAUAUGUGUAUUUUGGAAAAUUAAAAACCAUUAAAUUACAUAUUACAAUGGAAAUUAUUUAAUUGUUUACAAAAUAACUGAAUAAUUAGUAAUUCAUUAUACUAAAAAAUAGAGGUUAGGAAAUUAGUGAGGUUAUGGUUAUGCAAAUCUGACAUGGCGAAAGGCGCCUAAGAAUUUCUCAUCAUUCAGUGAAUAAAAUUUGUUAUUUCUCAUUAAUUUCGUCAUAAAUUUUUUACUUUAAUUAAUAAUUCAAUUAAAGAGAGUUUCGUUUAUAAUUGAAAAAUAGUGACAAGUGUUUUCUGUUUUAUAUUAAUAAAAAGUGUACUAUUAUUUUUAAUAUACGAAAAGGGUGUGAAAAACAUUCCUUAUCGUACUUUUUUUUCUAUACAUAAAUAGAAAAAACAAACUAUUAUUAGGAAUUUAUUUAAAAAAAUCAGUUAAAGCACGUAUUAUUUAUCGUGUGAUAAGAGUAUUUAGAAUAAUAACAGCAAAGGUCAUUGUUUAUUUAGAGCAUUCUUUCGAUCAUCAUCAUCAAUAAUUGACAAGCUUUUUGCGAGAGAGAGAGAGUCAGCGAAAAAUAUGUUGCGUGGCAUUUGUAAAAUGUCAUUUACGUCAGAUAUGAAAAACACACGUUUUACAUUUAAUGUUUUAUUUUAUUUUGAAAAUUAUUAAAAAUCAACAAAUUGCAAUGUCAGCAUUGAAAUUGAGUAUGCAGGACAAAAAAGACUUGGAUAAAUUUACAAAAUUUUUGGCCCUAAAAGCAGCUCAAAUUAUUGUGCAAUCAAGAUCUGGGGAAAAAGUCAAUACAAAAUGUAAACCAAAUUCAUCAGGAACAGAUUGGUUUAAUUUGGCAAUUCAAGAUUUGCCUGAAGUAUUGUCAGAGGCAAAAAGAGUUUUAUGCAGUGAUAUUAUUAGUUCAACGAUACCAUUGUGUAUUGAAAUUUCACUUCGAACUGUUGAAGGAGACACAAUGGUGUUAGAAACUUGGACAUUGGGUGUUUUACCCGAACAAAGUGAUCCAACUAUCAGAGUCACUUACACUGUUUAUAAUAGAAUGGGAAUUUUACUUAAAUCCUUGCUCUCCGUAUCGAGAGUGACGCCAGCUUAUAAAUUAAGUCGAAGACAGGGUCCCGAUUCGUAUGUUAUUUGCUAUAGAAUUUAUAUGGGCGAACCUCAACUUCAUAUUUUAGGUGAUAAUUAUAAACGCGUGAGAGUUGGACAAUUAUGCACUCCUGUUGGCACAAUUUACUUGUCAGUAUCUUAUAGAACUAAAAUGACAAUUUCACCAACCUACAGUGGACGUGAUUCAAUAAUGUUAAAAAGUGAUCAUUUUCAUUCAGAUUUAAGUCCAAGGCACGCUCGAUAUCAACAGAGCGAGGAGACAUCAAAAUCAUUGAGUGACACAAUUAAAGUCGGUGCAUUCGUUUUGAAUAAACAAAUAGUUGUAAACGAGGAGGAUUUAGUGAUUCCGGACGUUCCAUUUAGUUCAUUAUUGAGCUCAAGACAAAAUUCACCACCUUUACCAACAUCGGGAACAGAUUCAACAACUGUUCCAACAAUAGGAACAACGACAGAAACAACAACAACAACAACAAACAGCAGUAAUGGAAAUACGGAAAAAGUAUCAAAUGACAAUGCAACGUGUAAAUGUAAUUCACAAAAUGGCUCAAGACGAAGCAGUUGUUCGAUCACCAGUGCCAACGACGACUUCAUUAUGGUAGACCUGAAAACGCCAUUUGCUGGAACAAAUACGAAUAGCGAUCUAGGCGUUUUUUACAGGGAAUGUCAAAGUGCACCGCAACUUCAAGCAUUCACGGAAGAAUUAACAUUGGCUGAUCAAGUGGGCGAUUUGACGAAAAAACUCGAAACAUUUGAAACUGAUAUGCAACGGUACGAAGAUCUUUUAUCUUCUCUUUAUCAAUCAGAAAACAAUAACUAAGCGAAUGCGGAUUGUCAUAUUAUAUGACAAAAAGAAAAUUCUACCUCGUGGUUUUUUUUUUGGAAAAAAAAGACUCGUGGUCAGUUUUGAGUCCCUUUUUCGCAUCUCAUAUCAAGCUUUUUAUAAAUAAUGAGAUUGAAUCUAAAAAACUGAAUCCUAAGAUAAGAUAUUGUUGCAUCAUUUGAUAAUUAAUUUAUAUUGUUAAUAUUUGCAGGGAUGGACAAAUUAUUAUGAAUGAUUGAUGAAAAAUUAUUUUUCAUAUUAUGAUUCCCUCGGAUUUGAAUGUUUAAAAAAAAUUGAAAUAACGUAUUAUGUGAAGAGAAUUUAGAUAUUUUUUCUAUAUUUUUGUAAAUUGAGGAUAUUUGUUUUUUUUUUCUUUUAUAUAUAAAUAUAUAUAUAUAUAUAUGUAUGUACUUACUAAUUUCUUUUUGUUUAAGAAAUAAAUUUUCUAUAUUUUUUGAAUGCGAUGUGUGUGUUUUGAAAAAUUAAAUUCUAUAUUGUAUGAAUAUAGAAAUUUUUUUUUGAUGAAAUUGAAUGUUAAUAUUUAAGUCAAUUUGACCAUCUCUGAUUUUGCCUAUGAAAAUCGUGGGUUUAAUUUGACAAAUAUUUGUGAUUUCUUUAUAAGUCUGCUAAUAGAAUAUUAAAUUAUUGCUUGUACAUAUUAUACACUGUGCCUAUACGUUAUUAUAAUAUUGAUAGAUUAAUAUUAAA
Molecule: messenger RNA, 2694 nt
Organism: Leptopilina boulardi
Lineage: Eukaryota; Metazoa; Arthropoda; Insecta; Hymenoptera; Figitidae
Gene: Atg13
Product: autophagy-related protein 13
Exons: 5
Coding region: 688-1983 (431 amino acids)
Biological process (GO): autophagosome assembly; mitophagy; protein localization to phagophore assembly site
Cellular component (GO): cytosol; extrinsic component of membrane; phagophore assembly site
Source: RefSeq, a predicted model, not a curated record